Molecule: messenger RNA, 2215 nt
Organism: Drosophila busckii
Lineage: Eukaryota; Metazoa; Arthropoda; Insecta; Diptera; Drosophilidae
Product: low-density lipoprotein receptor-related protein 11
Exons: 6
Coding region: 196-1998 (600 amino acids)
Molecular function (GO): protein binding
Source: RefSeq, a predicted model, not a curated record
AUAAAAAGGCUAAGGUUAAAAGUAAGCAGCGCUUGGAAGCUAAAAAAACGCAGCGCUGCGCAAACAGAAAAAUAAUCAAUAAACGUGUAAAUUUUGUAAACACGCCAAGCCUCCAAAGCAGCAACCAGCACCAACCCACCAACAGUCAGCGCCCUCCACCCCAACCAAAGGCAGUGCUAAUAGUGCGGGCUGGAAAUGUUAAUCAAUCUGAUAUUCGAGCUGCUGCUGCUGUUUGCUGCGGCUGCUGCAGCGCAGCCUGAGCUGACGCCGCCGCUGCCACAUCAGCUGACCAAGCGCAUGGAUCUGGAGUCCUGCAUAGGUCACUUUGACAUACAUAAGAAUACAAUAAUACGCACCGGCGAGUCGCAGGCGAUUGGUGGCAAGUAUCUGCAAGGUCUGGAGCUGGAUACGCUGGAGGAGUGCGAGCGUCUCUGCUGCGAAACGGACUCGUGCGAUGUUUACAUCUUUGAGCGCAAAACGGGCGGCUAUUGUUAUUUGUUUGAAUGCGGUCCACCCGAGAAUUUCCACUGCAAGUUUACGCGGCAUGCAAACUAUACGAGCGCAGUGCUGACGUCACAGCUGCGGCAUAAUGCUGAAGUGGCAAGCACGCCGCGUCCACAGCUGCCGCACAUACCCAGCAACAAUAUAUCGCAGCAGGAGUGGGAGCUGAGCAAUCUCAAAACGAAGCAGGAGAAGCCAGCAGCAGCAGCAGCAGUAGCUGCAGCUUUGCCUACGCAGGCAGCAGCAGUAGGCGUGGCAGUUGUGGCAGCAGCAGCGCAAAACGCUGUGCCCAGCGCGCAUUGUGGACGCUUUCAGUUCAGUUGUCAUUCCGGUGAAUGCAUUGCUGUCUACAAUGCUUGCGAUGGGAUUCCACAGUGUGAGGAUGGUAGCGAUGAGGGACCGGAAUGCAAUGCCAUUGCGCCAACGGCUACAAAGCUCAACAAUAAUAAUAACAACUUGAAUGCGGAGCAAUAUCAACAGCAGCAGCAGCAACAAUUGCUGCCAGCAACACAACAGCAGCAGCAACAACAACAUGUAGUGGUCUUGGGUCCACCACCGCAGCCGCCACCACCACCACCACCACAAGUAGUAAAUAAUCGUGAGGAUGCUGCUGCUUGGCUAAAUCGCAAGGCAAUUGCUGAAACUCAAGCACAGCAGCAACAGCAACUGCGGCCUCAGCUGCAAGGCGAUGUUGCAAUUACAGCUGAGCAGCAAAACAGUCGCAUAUUUAAUCACAAAGGCGGCUUGCAGCUGCAACAACAACAGCAGCAGCAGGGACAGCUGCAAUUGCCAGCUUAUGGCAACAACAACAACGCUGCUGCUGCUGCUGCAACGCUUUAUGGCAUGUCGCUGCCAGGCACAAACAUCUAUUUGACACCACAACAGCAGCCAGUUGCAGUUGCUAGCGUGCCACAGCAGCAGCAGCCAGCGUGGCCACAAGUUGCAGCGCCGCCAGCUGCACACGGCUAUAUUGCUGCUGCGCCAGCAUCGCCAGUUGCUGCUGCUGCCGCUGCACCACAGCAAUCAAUGCUGCCCGUGCUGAAUGCAGCGCCACAGCCAGGCAAGCAGCAAGCCGCAGUGGAUGAGUAUGACUACGAUGAUGAGGAAAAGUCCACUGAGGCGCCCAAGAAGAAAACGCGCAAGCAUAAGAAGUUCAAGUCGCAGGACAACAAGGAUGCAAAUGUGCUGGCGCUGGAGCAGACCAAACAGCAGCUGCCACAGUUGCAUCCCACAUUGCCGGUGCCUGUAGGUCCCGUGCACGAGCAGUACAAGAUUAUACACGAGAAUCUGGCGCUGGAGUUUCGCGAUCAUGAUGGUCAGGCCGAACGUCCUGGCGGCGCUGUGCUAUCCUUAACGCUGGGACUGCUGGUCACAGCGGCGCUGUCCAUCCUCAUUGGCUGUCGCAUGCGCACAGUGGGACGACGCGCGCGUAGACUGGGCGGCAAGACGCCCUAUUCCCAGGAGGCCGACUUCCUGGUCAAUGGCAUGUAUCUGUAAGGGGAUUAGACAACGUUAUAUCCAUUAUAGUUGUAAAGCUUUGUCGUGGGCGGGGGCUGCAGCAGACAGUGCGGCGCAGUUGCAUAGACACGCUUCGGCUGUUGCUAUUCGCAUGCCCCGCACUGUCUGCUGCUUGGUUUUGUUAGUCUAACUGUAUUGAAUGUCAAACCUAUUUUAUAUAAACAAUUAUAUACAUACACACAUUAUAUACAUAUAA